AUGGAGGUCUUCCUGACCAACGUGCCUAGGCACCUUACGGAUCGAACUCUGGAGAAGGAGCUUAGGCCGCACAUGAAAGCUCUCGGCAUCCUUGAAUGGGCAUGCUCAACGAAGAGCAAGAACGACAGGGGCUGGGUGACGUUCCUCAAAGCAGAAGACGGAACACGCUUUCUGAAACGUCAUGGAAAGGUCAUCCUUCCUGAUGCUGGGGCUACAUUCAAGCCCACUUCGAAAGGAGGAAAGCCUCCAAAGGAACGGGCGAGAGCAAACCUGUUUCUGAUGAACACCCAUGUCUAUGUGGCCCCAAGCAACAGACCACCCGACCCUUUCAUGAUCAAGAGUCUUACCCAUCGUCUGGAGGAAAAACACAGACAGCGGACUCAGCAAGAUGCUCCCUCUACCGACGACGCCAUCGUUUUUCAAGUCAGCCACUUGGCUUGCGGCCACAACACUUUUCAGCCAGACAAGACCUUGACCUUCAACGAACAAUGUCGCCUUUCUCAAAGAGGCCUAGCAAAGUUUGGCAAGAGAAUGCUCAUUCUAAAGUUUGAGCAGGGAGUCAAAGUCGAGAUCCCUCACUCCUCCAUCGUCGAGAUGAUACACACAUCUGUUCCCUCCAGUUUCACCCUUCUCCUCAGCGAACCACCACGCUUCUAUCAUACAAAGUCCGAUUUGGAACAACAGAUGGAACGUCUAGGCUUGGUCGAUGAUGCCAAGAGACCUCGGGGAAAGUCACUCACUCGUAGCCUUGGUCUAUCCAGCAGUAAGGAGCAUUUGAAGUGCGCGGGAACAUGUCUCGUCUACCAGCUGGGAAUUUUCGGUCCCGACUUCGAUCAUAAGAUCAUCAGCCUCAAGAAGAAGGAAAUCAUCGUUAUUGCGCACUCAAAAGUCGCUCUCAACCAGAUGCCCAUCUUUUACGGAGUUGACUACCACACUGAGUGGGCCAAAUUCUACGAUGGCCUAGUCAAGGCCGGAUCCGCCAAGGCAUUACCUUUUGGCAUCCUGUUUCAGCUGCAGUCCUUGGUCUUCAACAACUUUUUGCAUCCACGCAGUGCUCACACCAUGUUGAUGUCCCUAGAGAAAUUGUUUCAAAGCGCCAAGUUAGAUGGCAAGCCGGAGCCCGUUUCCCAGCAGGCGUUCAAGGUUUUGCAUGGCACUGGCCACGAUGGAAUCGACUACCCGUGUCAUAACACUGACCCAAGUGACCUGGAUCCCAACGAGAUUCUGAAAUACCUCAUCUCCACUGAGAAACGUCUGCAAUCCGAAAGCAACAUCGAGUUCAGAGAUGUCCUGCUUGAGCCUGAGAUAACCGAUCAUCAUGCCUGGAUUCUCAAGGCCACAGUGACCCCGACGAGAAUCACCUUGCAUGGACCUGAUCUGGAGCCUCUCAAUCGCAUACUUCGCAAAUAUCCAAACCAGACGGACUAUUUCAUGAGAGUCACCUUCGCCGACGAAGAUGGUAGUGAUCUAUUCUUCAGUGGCAAGGUUUCCUACGAUAAAAUCUUCGACCGCUACAAGAGCAUCCUAGGCAAGGGCCUGGAGAUUGCUGGUCGAGUCUAUGGCUUUCUUGGUUUCUCCCACUCGUCACUGCGAUCCCAUUCAGCAUGGUUUUCAGCUCCAUUCUUUGACGAUUGGAACAAACUGCAACUGUACGGAAACAUCAUCAAAUCGUUAGGUGAUUUCGACAAGAUACAAAUCCCGGCCAAGUGCGCCGCUCGCAUCGGACAGGCCUUUUCGGAAACCCCCUCAUUCAUUUCCAUCAGCGAGGCCGACAUCAACCGCUGCUAUAUCCCAGAUGUCAAAUCAACGGAGGGGAAAACUGAACGCGUUUUCAGCGAUGGUGUAGGCACAAUCUCCCGCGAAGCUCUCGAGCUGAUUUGGCCCCGCCUGCCACGAGGCUCGUUCCAUUCUACUUGUUUGCAGAUCAGGUGGGGAGGUGUCAAAGGAAUGCUAUCUCUGGACACAAGGCUUCAGGGUCGAGCGGUGUGCAUUCGAAAAGAGUCCAUGGAGAAAUUCCCCAGUAAGGAUUGGGAGAAUCUCGAAAUUUGUGACGUGGCAUCACGGCCUCUCAAACUGGUGCUGAAUCGGCAAUUGAUUAAGAUUAUGGAAGACUUGGGUGUAUCCAAGCAAUGGUUUCUCCGACUGCAGAAGAUGGAGCUUGAUCGACUUCGGGCAGUAACAGCCGAUGCGUACAACACGGCAACAUUCUUGCAUCUCCAGGCCAUCGGCACAAGUUUCUUCUUGUCGACCUUUGUCAAAAGCCUUGACAAAUACGGCAUAGACUACCGUCAAGACAGGUUCUUGAGAGCAGUGGUCGAGUCGAUUGUUCUACGGGAAUUGCGAUUGUUGAAGCACAAAGCCAGAAUACCCGUUCCCAAUGGCGCCACCCUUUUUGGAAUCAUGGAUGAGACGAAGUUUCUCAAGGAGGGCCAGGUCUUCGUCUCUUUUGACACUUUUCGAAGACCUGGAAAGCCAGCCACUGUCGGAUCUAUCAAGGAUGGUACCUUCAUGCUCGUGACGCGCUCGCCAGCUCUUCACCCCGGCGAUAUUCAGCGAGUUAUGGUUAGAGUACCACCGGCAGGUCACCCCUUACGGAACCUCCGCAACUGCAUCGCGUUUAGUCAGUUUGGAGAGCGCGACUUGCCUAGCAAGCUAAGCGGCGGUGAUCUUGAUGGCGAUUUGUACAACAUCAUCUGGGACCAAGAUGCAAUGCCCGCAAUGGUAUAUGAAGCUGCCGACUACCCCAGAGUAACACCGGAGCCACUUGGUCGAUCAGUGACGAGAGAAGACAUGGCCAAUUGGUUUGUUGACUUCAUGAAGUCUGACGUACUCGGCAUGAUUGCCACUAGGCAUCUAAUUCUCGCCGAUAAGCAUCAUGAAGGAACUGUGAGCGGCGACUGCAUCAAACUAGCCGGUCUACACUCAACUGCUGUGGACUUUUCGAAGACAGGCAUCCCAGUCGCGCGGGAAGAUAUCCCAAAGGCGCCCAUUUUUCGCCCGGACUUCCUCGCGCCCGCACCCCCUGCUCAGCUGUACGAUCGAACGCAGAUUGACUUCCUUGGCAAAGACGAGGCAGUCGACGACGAUGACGACGAUUUCGUACCAUCUUACCGAUACUACAAAUCAGAAAAAAUCCUCGGCGAGCUUUAUCGCAAUGUCGACGAAAAGCAGAUCUGGGAUGAUGAAAUCAAGAGAUCCAUCCCCAAGACCGGACCCUCGGUUUGGGACCAGUUUGUAGGCUUAAUAGAGCGAAAGAUCAAAGACUAUACUCAUGGGCGAGUGAGCUGGGAAACGAAACUUAGGGAGGCGAAAAGCUUGCGCGAUGUAUACGAAGACCAUCUCUUCAGUGCCAUGAGAACGUACUCUGACAGUCACUUGAAGCAACUGACAGAAGUUGAGGUGUUCUGCGGCUCAAUCUUCAACAAGACUGGCGCGCAGACUCGUCGUCAAAAAGACAACUCAAUGAAGCUCAAGCAAGAGUUCGAUCGACUAGCCGACCUCAUGGUGCAACAAAUGCGGCGCAAGUUCCGCAAUGUUGGAGACAAAGCUGUCAAACCUACCGAUGUCUACAAUAAUCCUGCACCGACUGGCACCGGCCAGAUUGACGACGACAUCGAACGGCUCUUGGCACCGAACAAGGAUGCGUUGGAGAUGUCAUAUGCGUGCUUCAUGGUCGGUUUGCUGCCGAGUACCGACAUUGAGCGCGGACACCGAGCAACACAGCUGGAAAGCUUCAAGGUUAUUUCGGCGGGUGUCUUGCUCAAAGAGCUCACCGAGCUUGCCAAUCGCGUGAAGGGUGGCCGAUUGGUCAACCCCAGCAACGGCGACGCUGCGGGCGGUGGGUUUGUAGGUGUCAGUGAUGGGCCAGCAAUGUCCUAUAUGUACAUCGGCUAUGAUGUGGAUGUCGGGCAGUAUCCCAAUUAUGGAUACAGCCAUUACAUGUAG
This is a messenger RNA of Colletotrichum paranaense, 3945 nucleotides long. RefSeq names its product RNA-dependent RNA polymerase. Bases 1 to 3945 code for a protein of 1314 amino acids. Gene Ontology annotation, molecular function: RNA-directed RNA polymerase activity. The record is from RefSeq and is a predicted model, not a curated record. The transcript has 3 exons. NCBI's taxonomy places the organism in Eukaryota, Fungi, Ascomycota, Sordariomycetes, Glomerellales, Glomerellaceae. Gene Ontology annotation, cellular component: nuclear RNA-directed RNA polymerase complex. Gene Ontology annotation, biological process: siRNA processing.